Messenger RNA from Durusdinium trenchii, 5570 nucleotides. The record is from the annotation of a GenBank genome assembly. Lineage: Eukaryota; Dinophyceae; Suessiales; Symbiodiniaceae.
ACAACUUGCCUUUUUGGGGGUGUGAGAUGGGUUAAGCACAUGUUGGACGACGGACAUCACCAUCAACCUCAGCAGCCUCCCUCACCCCGCAGUGAUGCUCCGACUUUGAUUAGCGCAGGAAGCUCCAGUGUGACCCUACGAUGGCGGGUCCCAGUGGAGACCAAAGUGGAGGACAUCAAGGCUGAGUGGCGACCCUCUGGGUGGAUUCUUGCAGGCGCUUGGAGGCAAGUCACACUAUCGACAGACGACAUCAGCAUACAGCCCCGCACUGCAAGCUCCUCUUCCCUUUGUGAAGAAGUAGAAGAGCUUCCUCCGUACGCUGUAACUGUAACCUUGCGCGGCCUCGAACCGCUCGGGUCCUAUGAUGUCCGCUUGGAUGUUGGAGGCUUCAAGAAAAGUACGCCUCGAAGGUGUCAGACAUUGGCUGUGGCUCCACCACUGCAUGCUGCACCGCGCUUGAAGUGUGCCAGGUAUGACCGCUUGCUGCUUAAGUGGGCAAGUCCUAGCUCCCAAGUGGAUGAGGUCACGAGCUACAUCGUGCGCUUUUUUGACACGGAACCACGCUGGCCUGUGAAGCAUGAGAUUGAGGUGAAGCUAGCAUCUCGCUUGCUGAAGCCCAGCGCGCAGACUGCGAAGUUUCUUGAAGGCAGUGUUGCCAUGCUGAUCAGCACAGCGGUGGAGGAAGAAUCGGAUCCAUUGGAUGAUGAGCCGGUGAGAAGCGCGAGCUGCGAGGAUUGUCAAGAGGUGCACUUUUGGCUUACUGGCCUCGCAGCUUCACGAAUGUACUAUGUACAAGUGGCCGCAAAGACGGCAAGUGGUCAAGGAGAAUGGUCACCUAAGAGUGAUCCACUUUUUACGUGGCGCAGAGCACCAAAGCUUGCCGCGCCAAAGCUUCUCUUCCCCUCGCAUGGCUCUUUGGUCUUUGGUUUGGCGUAUGAAUCCCUUGAAGAACCUAGCAAAGGGCAAGAUGAGGAGGUGGAACACUUUGAAAUGCAGUUGCAACCAAGCCAGCGAGGCUAUGAGGUUCAAAACUUGGAGUUUUCCUCCAGCGAUGCCUCAAUGUUGGCUACGACCUUGAGACCACACCUGCACUUGGAUGACGAGGUGUUCCCUUCACACGUGGUCAUUGCAAGUGGCUUGACAAGCCGGAGUGGCUAUUCUUGCACAGCACUGGCUAUCACCCAUGCUGGACGCGGUGAGAUCUCACAGAUCACCCGUGCAGAGACGCUAGCCGUUCCUCCUGCAAUCGCAGAUGUGAAAGUGGAACAGGUGGAUCACAACAGCGCCACCAUCUCUUGGAGGUUGUCUGAGCGUACAGAUAUCCAGGAGUUGAUGAAGAUUUGCAUGCCUGACUCCACAGAGUUUCAAGAGCGCCAACUGCGAGGCUUUCGAAUUCGAAUCUGCUACGAGCCCGAGCUGGAAACUACAGGCAGUGGCAUCCGUGCGCAGCCUCUGUGGACUGAGAUCCUGGGAGCACGUGCAGCUGCUACCGCCUCUGAAAAGCCAGGCUACUACUCAUUGAAGGUCCGUGAGCUUCGACCCAGCAGCACCUGCCUCGUGCAGGUAGCAGCUGUUGCUGUGGGGCCAGGAGAUGGUGAGUGGUCUGAUUCAGCGCAAAUUUGUACAGAAGCGCUGGCUCCAGAACUCCGGGGGCGUUUGGACGUCGAGAUGAGCUUCCGACAAAGUGCAAAGCUCAAAUGGGUGACACCCAAAGACAUUGCAGGUUCGCCAGUGCACGCGUACAUGGUGUACCUUGGGCGGGCCCGUGAUCGUGGCCGCUCAGCAGUCCGUGAGUUCGAGCUGCCCUUGCAGGCAGUAUCUGCAGGCACGGCGGAGGCAGUCGAAAUGGGCUCCAUUUGGAAGCAUGAAGGCUCGAUUACCUACAUGGAGCUCCGGAUGCUUGAGCCUGGUACAGCUUACACUGUCCAGGUUGCAGCUGUGACCUUACGAGGGCUUGGUGAAAGGAGCGAACCAUGCAACUUCACCACGCGAUCUGUGGCGCCUUCCAUGGGAGCGAUCCUUCCGAGAGUGGUGCACUCCUACCAUGACCACUUGGUCUUGGAAUGUUCAGGUCCGGUGCCGGAUUGGUCACGAUCAGAAAGCAGUGAUGUCACUGGCUUCAGCGCGAGAUACUUUGAAUGCUCGCGCUAUGGCUAUGCACCUCAUGGGGCCUGGAUCAUCGUGGAGAAAGUCGACUUGGUCGAAGAGAAGGGCAGCACGGACCUGAUACGCUUUUCUCUCAAGGCCUUGCAGCCUGAGAGGCAGUAUAUCGUCCAGGUCGCUGCGGUCACAGCAGCAGGUAAGGGGCCAUGGUCCGAGCAGAGCGCACGGCUCAGCACUUGGCGCGUGGCGCCACGCCUUGCAGCGCCCAUUGCCGUGAUGCAUACGCACGACACGCUGGUUCUGGGCUGGGAUGGUGAGGUCCUGGAUGACACCUUGAGCAGUGCAGUUCAUGAUGAGAACAUCAAUGAGUUCAUGGUCAAGGUCGCCCCAGCCGGCAAAGCGGUGCAGGCACGGACGCUUCGGGUCUCCUUCAACCAGGCGGUUUCAUCAGCACAGGCUUGGCGGGAAGCUGGAGCAAGUGAUGGUACAGAUGGGGGUGCUUUGAUUUGCGAAGGGAGCGUGAGCUCCAACUUUGUGGCAGUGGUGCCCGGGCUUUCGCCAAAUCAAAGAUAUAUGUGUCAGGCUGCAGCAGUUUCUGCUGCUGGACAGGGAGAGUGGUCAGCGCAAUCUGCAGAGGUCUUGACUUUGCCUGUGGCUCCUGCAGUUCUUGGGGCACGAGUGGACGAGGUACAGCAUGAUCAGAUCGUAGUGUCCUGGGAACACGUGCAGCUGCGACCGGGAGUUCCUCAAAGCCUUUGUGACAAGCUUGGACUCACUAAAUCCAUUGAGGAGUUGCACCUCUGUGGUUACUCUUUGCGCUCUGCUGCCUGGACAACUUGGCGUGGCCUCUCUUGGUCCAAGCAUGUGAAUGUCGAGGUGGACACAGUGACGAUGAGCGAAGGUGGCCACUUUCAUUAUGCUGUAAAAGACUUGGAGCCAGAGAAGAACUACGUGGUCGAGAUUCGGGCUUUGAGCGCCAGCGGCGCUGGCGCAUGGUCCCGAGUGAGCGAACUUCCCAUUUGUACCGCUUUGGUAGCACAGGAGCCUUCCGCUCCUGAGCUGGUCUAUGCAACGGCUUUUGCAUUGACGUUUUCUUUUGCAGGGGUGGAGGAUGACAGGCUUGUGGCUUACGAGGUCAGGCGCCAUGAAGGUCCUUGGCGCAGCCCCUCAAAGCCUUUGCGAUUUGACCAUCAGUCUCUUGCAGUGCGGGUCACCUCGGAGAACCGUUGGGUAGUCACUGUCGAUCAGCUCAAAAAGGAGACAACCUACACCUUGCAGCUCAGGGGCGUCACGGCCGCGGGUGGCGUCACCAAGUGGUCUGAGAAGUCCGAGCCCAUGUCGACCUUGGCCGACGAGCACGGACACGAGGUUGAGCUCAGCGUCGGAGUUAAUGAGGAGUCACCGGCACCACUGGCUGCUGGCCCACCAGAUGUCGGCUCUGCGGAGUCGGUGGAGGAUUUCUCGAAGAAGUUGGAAUCAGUCCUAUCCUUCACAAUCGACCAGGCCACAGCUGGUGUGCGACUACCGUCAGUGCGGAUCCCCUCAGUCGCAGAGCAGGCAGAAGAAUUGCUGCACACUCAUCGAAAUGAUCGCAAUGCAGCUGUAAAGGCUGCAGCACGGAUCGAGGAUGAUGAUACCUGGCGUUCCAAGUUGCCAGACUUCCUCAUUCAACAGGUGCCCGUAGUUGGUUGUUCCACAGUGCUGCUGCGCGAGCUUUGGCGAAACAUUCGGCGCUGCGCCUUGGUGGCCCAUCUCUAUGGCCACGACACCCGCAGCCCUGAAACGCAAGCGCUGAUCCUCACAUGCCUGGUGCCAGCGGGUGGUGGCAGUCCCGCAGUGCCAGCCGUUCCUUCUGGAAGUGGGAGUGCAAGCUCUCAGCAAGGUUUCGUAAAGCCCAACGCUGUUGGCAAUCCUGGCUCGGCCGCUGGACUAGAGGACGUUGUCUCAAGCCGCAGAGUGGCGCUCCUUGUCUCCCGAGCUCUCGCAAAGGAGACGUUCGUCCGUGCUACAGGCUUUAAAACAGCGGGACAGGUUGUAGGCCUUCUGGAAGUUGCUGGCCGGCUGUUGGCAAGCAAUACAAAGGAUGCAUCUACCGAGAGUGCAGCAGCCCUGAGCAGCGAAACAGAUGACACCUUGGUGGCUGAUGCGACUUCUCCCGUCCAAGUGUCCCUUGUGGUGUUCCGACCUUUGUCAAUGGAUGAGAGGCCUUCUGUGGUCAUCGGUUUGCUUGCCUUGUGGCUUUUGCCCAUCUUUGUGUCUGCGGCACGCUUCGUAUUCAACAAAGUUUAUCCCCUCAUGGCGCAACGCAUGGAGUUGCCUUUGGCGGCACUUGUUGGUGUGCUCUUGAUCAUGCAGGUUUUAGGUGUGCUAGCAGUAAUCUGGGUUCAGCAGAACUUGGAGAACUUUCUAAGUAUACCAGCCACUUUGGUCUUUGUGCUGUACACAUUGAUCCCGGCCAUCUCAGUGUGCCUGGCCACGCGCAGUGUGCUUCAAGGAGCACAUGAGGCUCCAUUCUUUGCCCUGCUCGGAGUGUUCAACUUGGCCAGCGGCUACUUGCGUUGGGCGGGAGAUUUGAGUGACGAUGCUGCACUGGACCAGCAGCCUAUACCACGCUUUGCUGCUUGUCGCGAACAGGUGACGCGCUGGCGAGAAUGGCUGUGGAUUGGGCUUCUGAUUGACUUUGUUUUAGAGGAGAUCAUGGGACGUGUUUGCGGCCUACACGCAUUGCGGCUGCUUGGGCCGCCAAUCACCAGCACACAAGCGACGCUCGUGGAGUACCGCACCCUUGCCUUUGCUGUUGGACUUGUAGCAGCGCAAGCACAGGCGCGAGCUUUGGUUCUGCUGCAGCGAAGGUCCGUCCUUCUCCGCCUCCUGGGCGCUCGAAAGGCCUUCAUUGGUGGCAUCACUUUGCUGCUGAUGGGAGCAUUCGCGGUGGUUCAACAGCCGCGGACCAUGGCUUUCCUGAGAGAGGUUUCGCCAACGCCAUGGUGGUGCUGCAUGGUCCUUUGGCUCAGACAGUUUGGUGCCAUUGCCGGCGCUUUGCUGCCCUUGGUGCUUUACACCCUUGUCCAGCCGCAGUCCUUCGGGCGGCUAUCAGUGGACACGUUGGUACCUUUGGCUGUCUCUGCGGGGUGCGUUGCAGGCUACAUGUUUUGUCAGUCCUUCACUGCAUUAUGGCAAGAGAAGCGAGAGCACUUGGAGUCAGACUAUCGAGUGAUCUUCCUCUUCCCUCACAUGAGCUCCCAGGCGAGGCAAAAAGCUUCCGCAGCGAUGCGGGUGACGCUGAAGCGUGGUGCGGAGGCGACCAAGAACACUGCUGCGGAAUGGGUAGCCACUCGUGCAGUGAGAACUGGCAUGGACUUCUUCGUGAGAGCAUUGUCGAGACGUACUGCUUUGCCCAUGGACUGAAGAAACACUGGCCUUGGCCCAACCACACCCGAGCUCGAUCGCAGGAUCAUGUGCCGUGC